AUGGUCUAUUCAUCAUCAUCAUCAUCAUCAUCAUCAUCAUCAUCAGAGGUUACUGUUCCUCCAACAUCAGAUGGAAGGAUGAUCCACAGUGUUGGUUUCAGCCAACGCUUCACCCAUUUUCUUAACUUGAUAAAUAUUUCCAUGAAUACUUUAGUUAUUAAGGCUAUAAGCCAUGGAAAACUGCUUGUUCAAAAUCAGACUGCUUUUCCAGUUUAUGAGAUCUCAGAAAGUUUAACAAUUUUGCUGGGCUCUGUGAUGAUCUUCACAACCAUUAUGGACAUCUUUGGGAACAUUCUAGUGAUGUUGUCUGUGUUACAAAAUAAAAAACUCAGAAAUGCAGGUAAUAUGUUUGUUAUCAGUCUGUCUGCAGCAGAUCUCAUCGGUGCUCUUUAUCCAUACCCUUUGCUUGUCAGAUCCAUUUUACAAAAUCAUUGGGAAUUUGGAGGGUUGCAAUGCCAGAUUUCAGCAUUCAUUCAGGGUUUGAGUUUCAUUGCUUCUGUGUAUAACAUCAUGGUGAUCGCAAUCAAUCGCUGGUGUUGCAUUUGCCAUGGGUUGAAAUAUGACAAGGUAUUCACCAUGAAGAACACCUACUGCUAUAUAUUCCUUAUAUGGACAAUUAGCUUUAGUUUAGUUUUACCUGGUCCUUUCAUAGGAGCUGUACAAUAUAAUCCACAGGUAUACAUGUGCACAUUCCAGUUCACUGGAAAUGAAGCAUUAUCUACAGUUCUUCUACUCUUUCAUUUCCUUUUGCCCGUAACAAUUGUCACCCUGUGCUAUGCAAGUAUCUGGGUUAUGGUUAUACAAGUCAAGUACAAAAUUAAAAAAGAUAGCAAACAAACUCUCCAUUCAUCUGAUAUGAGGAACUUCUUGACCAUGUUUGCAGUAUUUGUUCUUUUUGCCAUUUGCUGGGCACCAUUCAAUGUUACUGCUUUGAUUGUAGGUUUUAGCCCUCCAGGAAAAGCUCCUAAAUUUCCAGACUGGUUGUUUGUUCUUGGCUUCUUUAGUGCAUGCUUCAACAGCUGUCUUAAUGGUAUUGUUUAUGGGGUUUUUAAUAAGAAUUUUAGGCAGGAGUACAAACGUAUACUGUGGUCACUAUUAACACGUAUAAUAAGAGGAAGAAAAUGA
Molecule: messenger RNA, 1125 nt
Organism: Protopterus annectens (West African lungfish)
Lineage: Eukaryota; Metazoa; Chordata; Ceratodontiformes; Protopteridae
Product: melatonin receptor type 1A-like
Exons: 3
Coding region: 1-1125 (374 amino acids)
Biological process (GO): G protein-coupled receptor signaling pathway
Cellular component (GO): membrane
Molecular function (GO): melatonin receptor activity
Source: RefSeq, a predicted model, not a curated record